AUGGAAACAGAGGCGCCCUCGCACCUCACGUUCACAUGUGCCGUCGCCUCCGCGCAAGGCCCUCGAGAUGAGAUGGAGGACACGCACACGAUCGUCAUUCCUUUCGCAGGAGUACACGGCCAAGCCCUCUUCGGCAUCUUUGACGGCCAUGGGGGGGACGAGGUCGCGAAAUGGUGUAACAAGCACUAUCCCGAAUGCUUAUUGAAGGCAUUAAAGCAGAGCAAGAAGAGAAAUAUAACAGAAUCAAUCAAGCACUCUUUCAACGAUGUGGAUCGUAACAUCCACGAUCUGUGGGCCAAGUCGGAUGGGGAGGUUCGCUCCGGGAGCACAGCCGUUGUUGCCUUCAUACGCCUGGAGGAUGAUAGCGGGCAGCAGUCAUUCAUACCUCCCGAUUAUGGCCCCCUCAAAGCAGUCGUGCGAGGUGCCAGUCGUGACAGUGAAGCCAACAGUGAGCGGACCUGUGGCAAUUUUACCUACCCGAGCUACGCUACUAGGGUUGACGACGCCAUAAUCCCUCCAUCCGAAGUCCGCAGAGUGCUCUAUUGUGCCAACGUAGGAGAUGCACGAGGAGUCCUCUGCCGUGCAGGAAAGGCCAUGCGCUUGACAUACGACCACAAAGCAUCCGACAAGCGUGAGGCGGCCCGUAUCGAGAAGGAGGGGGGCACUAUCGAGGACGGGCGGGUGGAUGGCAUGCUCAUCCCGACGCGCGCUCUCGGAGACCCGGAGAUGAACCACUAUGUCACGAGCAACCCGUAUACUACGGAGAUCGAGCUCGGCGACAGCGACGAGGUUCUCAUAUUGGCUUGCGAUGGGUUGUGGGACGUCCUCGAAGAUCAGGAGGCGGUGGAUCUCGUUCGCGGUACCCGCGAUGCGAUGGAGGCAGCGCAGAAACUCCUGAACGAGGCGCAGGUGCGCAAGACUUCGGACAAUGUGACCGUGCUCGUAGUCCGUCUGCAGGGCCCUCCGAAAGGCGUUUGA
Messenger RNA from Trametes versicolor FP-101664 SS1, 978 nucleotides. Its product is annotated as protein serine/threonine phosphatase 2C. Bases 1 to 978 code for a protein of 325 amino acids. Gene Ontology annotation, molecular function: cation binding; protein serine/threonine phosphatase activity. The record is from RefSeq and is a predicted model, not a curated record. Gene Ontology annotation, biological process: protein dephosphorylation. The transcript has 4 exons. Lineage: Eukaryota; Fungi; Basidiomycota; Agaricomycetes; Polyporales; Polyporaceae.